This is a messenger RNA of Protopterus annectens (West African lungfish), 6948 nucleotides long. It is a transcript of the gene PPP6R1, whose product is annotated as protein phosphatase 6 regulatory subunit 1. Gene Ontology annotation, cellular component: nucleus; cytosol. Bases 643 to 3501 code for a protein of 952 amino acids. Gene Ontology annotation, molecular function: protein phosphatase regulator activity; protein phosphatase binding. The record is from RefSeq and is a predicted model, not a curated record. The transcript is spliced from 24 exons. Lineage: Eukaryota; Metazoa; Chordata; Ceratodontiformes; Protopteridae.
CAGAGCGACCCUCUCCGGAGUUGACAGCCAUAUUGCGGCUGUCAGUGGAACUUGUAGAGAAGUGGGCUCCGCGGGAAGUUGAGAAGGAGUCCAAGAAAGAGCUUGCUCAGGAGAGUUCAUCAGAUAAUAAGAGUACGCCCACUGACCCUUCGGAAUGCUGUAGGCUAGCAACCCAGUUCAAACUGCAGACCUCAGCCGAUUCUUGAAAGUUGACUUUUCCUAUUAUUGAGUUUUCCGGGGGCCCUGUCGUUUCAGCCCGUGCGUGAGUUGCCGCCGGAUCGCCGAACCGAUCUUGGAGUUCUUAGUGAGCGGUUCUUUGCCCGAGCCGGAGUGGGUCUUGGUCAGGCCCGGAUUUAGGUCCAGGAAAGGCACACGGACAAACCAACCAAUGCCGGUACCGGCCAACUGCUGCCGGGGUUAUUGCACUUUUCUUGUUUCCUGUCUGUGGAUUUGCAGGGUGGAGGUUUGGCUAGGUGACUUCAACAGGAGUAGGAGUUGCUUCUGUUACCACUGUUGACAUUUAUUAUCGUGGGAACCAAGGAGUGGGAUAGAGGCGGGUCCGGGACUUGAAACUACAACUCCGAGGCAGCCACCGCGGCCUUUCUUCUUUCUGAGCUGUCAAAGGGAAACAGUAAAUGAGCCAUGUUUUGGAAGUUUGAUCUACAUACAACAUCCCACAUUGAUACUUUGUUGGAACGGGAUGAUAUUUCGCUGUUCGAAGUACUGGAUGAGGAGGAUGUCCUGCAGGAGUGCAAAGUUACUAACCGCAAAUUGGUUGAUUUCCUUAUACGGCCACAAAACAUGACUACCUUGGUCAACAGUAUUACCGAGGAACCUCCGUGUGAUGUGGAUGAGAAAAUACGAUUCAAGUACCCAAAUAUCUCUUGUGAAAUUUUGACUGCAGAUGUGUCACAAAUUACUGAUGCCUUGGGAGAAGAUGAAGCUCUACUGAACAAGCUGUAUGAUUUUCUCAUGACCGAUAACACUCUUAAUCCAUUGCUUGCUAGUUUCUUCAGUAAAGUCAUGGGCAUUCUAAUUAACCGGAAGACUGAGCAGAUUGUGAGCUUUUUGCGUAAGAAGGAUGAUUUUGUGGGAUUGCUGCUAAAACACAUUGGAACUUCAGCGAUUAUGGACCUUCUUUUACGACUUCUCACGUGUGUUGAACCACCUCAGCUUCGUCAAGAUGUUUUCUCUUGGCUAAACGAAGAGAAGAUAGUACAGAGGCUAAUAGAUAUGAUUCAUCCUUCUAAAGAUGAUGAUCAACACUCAAAUGCCUCUCAGUCCCUGUGUGACAUUAUUCGUCUGAGUCGUGACCAGAUGAUUCAGAUCCAGGACAGUCCAGAACCGGACCAGUUAUUAGCCACCCUUGAAAAACAGGAAACCAUUGAGCAGCUGCUGAGUAACAUGUUGGAAGGGCCAAAGGUGGAGUCUGUACUUGUGAAUGGUAUUUUGGUAUUGCUGACGCUGCUAGAACCUCGACGACCCAGAUCCGAAAUGGGAGGGUUUUACUGCAAUGUUGAUGGACAGCUGGAGAUCAGUCAACCUGGGCCAGAGACCUGCAGCAGUCAAGCUAGUAUUGGCACUCUCCUAGCUAUUAAACACCACCUUAGAGAAUUCCAUCAGCUGCUGCUAGAGCCACCAAAGAAAGAAAGCUUGCUGACAACUUUUGGAGUGCUGGACCCUCCCUUGGGAAACACUCGACUUCAUGUGGUGAAACUCUUUGCCAGUCUGCUGCAUGCCAACAGCCCAGGUGUUAACCAGGACUUAAUGGAUCUGAAUGUUCUUAGUACUAUGAUGGACUUGUACUUCAAGUAUGUAUAUAACAACUUCUUGCAUUCGCAAGUGGAGCAAUGUAUCAGCACACUUCUGAAUACCCCUCCACCUGAGGAAGAAGUAGAGAACAGUGGAGAAAUGAUCUCCGUCCACCAGCUCAUCAAACAUCUGUUACAGAAGUGUCAUUUAACACAAAGAAUCCUUUUUGCUUGGGAAGAAAAUGAAAAGGAGCAGUCUGAAGGUGGUAGGAGGAAGGGCUAUAUGGGACACCUAACAAAAGUAGCAAAUGCCUUGGUACAGAGCUCAGAAAAAGGGCCUAACAGUUUAUUCAUAUUAAAGCUCAUCAAAGACCUCAAUGAGGAUGAGCAGGAGCAGUGGGAAAAGUUUGUUUCAGGUGCACUGUCAGAAGUCAACAAAAAGAACAUGGUCGACCUGGAGAAUACAGCAACAAUGCCCAUUUGCAGUGAUGAUGAGGAUGGAGAUCUGAAAGAGUUCAAUUUUCCUCAAGAAGCUGUUUUACAGCAGGCUUUUGUGGACUACCAGAUGCAGCAGAUGACAUCCACUUUUGUUGAUCAUUUUGGCUUUAACGAUGAGGAGUUCGGUGAGCAGGAACAGAGCGUCCAGUCUGCCUUUAACAGAGCUACUAAUGUCAACUUUUCACUGAACGCCGAUGAUGAAAAUCCAAAUUCUAACCUCUUUGAGCUGUGCUAUAAAGAACGAAUCCAGCAGUUUGAUGAUGAAGAUGAAGGAUCAGAUGGUGAAGACAUCUGGCAAGACAAGGAAGUCCGUUUUUCAUCUGGCACUGUGCAGUGUGUGAGCCAGAGGAGCUCUGACAGCACAGACAGAGAUGGGAGCAGAGACUCUGAAGACGAUGAUGAUGAAGAUGAUGAUGAUGAUGACGACAACCAGUCAUCUGGGAGAAACAGUAGGAAAUCCAGUAGUGGUAGUUUCACUGAGAAAAUAGAAGAGGAGGAGGAGGAGUACAGAAAAGAAGAUCAUGGCUGGGUUGCACAUUUUGAUGCCGUGCCUAUGGAUACGGAGUCCUCAGCUGCUGUCUGCCUCACUGUAGCAGAUUCUGGUUCAAGUUUGUGGGAUACCUCAAUGUCCAGCUCCUCCACUGAUCAAGGAGAGGGCUGGGCUGUUUUUACAACGUUGCCGACAGAGGCCAGUUUACAGGAAGUACAGAAAAGUGUUUCAUCUGUUCCAGCGGAAAACAAAAAGUAUGCUUUGACUGAGGAAGAAACCAAGAGUAAUGUUUCAGAGCAAGAAAAUACAACAGAAAACCUGAAAACAUCGUCCAGUCUAGACAGCCAACAGCAAGAUGCAGUAUCGCCUGCUAGCCCCACGUUUAAAGUAAAUGUAGAUGCCCUCACUGAAGAGAAUAGGGAAAAAUUUGAGAGGGGGCCAGUAGCUCUGAAUGGUGACAUGAAAAAGGCUGCUGAUUCAUUCAUGGAGAGCAAAACAGUACCUGGAGAUAUUACAAUUUCUGAAGGAAAUGUAUCAUCUACCUCUGAAGCUGUACCUGCUGUAAACAUUGUGCCAGGCAGCACAGAGUCCCAAAAGUACUGUCCUGAAGGUGUGCGUCCCUCUGAAGUCUUAUCCCAGGAGCAACAACAGGAACAUAGUGAGACUGUCAGACAAGAAAACAGUAAACACAAUCAGGACCAGUCUUCCUCACUUCCAAAUGGAUCCACUGUGCAGACACUUACAGCACAACAGACAAAGUAAAUCGUAUAUGAGAGAGCCUGCCAGAUGCUGUUUUCGGAGGUGCUGGCAAUCAACCUCCUCAUCAUUCUGCUCCGGACUUCUAAAACUGAAAUAAGAAUAAGAGGGCCGGUCUCCCUCUGUUUUUUUUUCCUCAUACUGUGCACAAGUCUAGCAGUGCUGUUGGAGCAGAAAAAGAAGGCCACUAUCUAAUCUUUCUCCAUCCCGUGCUCCACUACUUGCCCUCCUUUUUUUGACUUUUUCCUCCCUGUCUGCACUGGAAUUAAAGGAAGCAAGUUCCAACAAGAGAUGAAUUUUCGCACUAAUUCAGAAACAGAAAAAAAUGGAGCAGAAACAAAAAAACAAAUAUAAAUUAUAUUUUUUGAACAGAAACAAAAACUGUGUGUGUUUGUAUGUUUGCAAGAAGAUCUGUAAACUGAUGGAUGAAGCACAACUAAGAUUCAGGUGUUUCCAAUGCUUCUGAACCACUUAUCCUGAUGAUCCAGGGUCUGCCUGGAUUUUGGAGCAGCUAGUAUAGGAAAUUUUGCCCCUCCAUCCCUUGUAGUAAUUAAUUUACUUGAGGAUCCCCCUUUACCUUUUCCAGGUUUGUUGAUGUCCUAAGACAAUCCACCCCAGUUAUAACUGUUUAGAGCUGCCUAUAAAAGAGUUGCACUUUUGAACUAGAGUAUGAGUCCUUGGUGUGAAAAGCUUUCACUUUUGGUACUGUACUUAGUGCCAUCUUUGAUGAGAAAAAGGUUUGCGCUGUCCAUGCACACUCAUCUUGCCUUCCCAGGGGAAUAAUGUGAUCUGUAUCCAUGCAGCACUGAAGUAGAGGGCAGGCGCUUCAGUCUCUAUUGCCUUUGCAUUGUUGGGAUUUAUUCUCCCAUCCAUCCUACUAUUGUGCAUUACCUUAUUUUAAGGUGCUGUGGGACUGUUCCAUGAACUGCUCAGUUUAGUCAUGUGGUUAAAAUCCACUAGUUCCCUGUUUUAUCUUGUGAGUUCUAGUCCUUCCUUCCAUAUUGAACUUCACCGUCAAAUAGGAGCUUAUUGUUUGCUUAAUUAUUUUGGGAUAUAAAUGUAUUUUUUAUUUCUUUUUAUUAAUUUUGUUUUCUUGACAUUGCCUCAGAUUGUAAUCAAAAUGAAAAAAAAAGGUUCAAAUGUAGAGAAAGGAAUUUUCAAAGAAAACACCUUCCUGAAGAAGAUGCUUACCCUUAGUUCACAGAUUUUGUGGGUUUUCAGGAAACUCUCAUCAUUAAUCUUUGUUUGCAUAAAAGAAAGUAGCUUAAACUGAGCAUUCUUACUUUAUGGUCUGCAUCUGUUACCAAAGUCUGUUUCCCUUAAAGGUUGUUAUAAGGAACACUGCGUGCUGUUUUCAGAGGUUGGAGCAAAUCACCAUUUCAUAAGAAUUCUUUAAACCCCGUCCUACACAGUGUUGCCAUGCAUCAUGCUACCUCAGUUUUUUUUUUAUUCCCUCUCCCUGUCAUUCCUUCUUAACUGUACUGUACAUUUGUUUUAAUUUGACUGGCUAGAAGUGGGGCCAGCAUCACUGUUUUUAAAUGCCUCAGAAAGAGGAAGUACAAAGCCAAGCACAUUAACUACCUAAAUGUUACCUUAAUUUUCUCGUAAAUAGUUUAUCUGGUAUGUUAUAGCUGAUGUCAGAUAUCUUUGCUGUCCUGCCCAACAGGUGAGUUUCAGCAUUUCCACUAAACAGUGAUGAAUUAUCAUCCAGGUGAGUCAGAAUGCAUGCACAUUGUAUUUUCAAGAACAUUUGAACUUUGUGAAAUUUUUUAGAACUGUGUAAACUGUAAUGCCACCGAGAAACAGUUGGCUUCCUGUUCCACUUUCUCCCACAUCACAUAUAUCCAAAUGAGGCCUUGUCUAUUUUUUCUCUAAGGAAAUAUUUUGAUAACAGUUUUAUUCAGGUCUGAAAAAACAGCAGUUUAAGAUGUUCACUUCACUGUUAACUAAAUUGCAUGAGUAGUUCAGAGAUAUGACCACAAUGUUAUGGGUAAAAUGAAACUGUAUGUUUUCAGCACUGAAUAACUCUUGCAGUAGCACAGUCUCUGAAUUUACUGAAACAAUUACAUUCAAAUGUGUAUUAUCUAAGCCCAGUUCAGUACUUUACCAAGGUGUUUUCAUUGUAGUUCACUCUUUCAGUUCACCUCAAAAUACAUUAAUGCGUAGAUUACCAACAUUAUAAAUUUUAUAAAAUAUUUAUUGUGUAGUAAAGACAGGGAUUAGGACAAGCAGCAUGAAACUUGAAGCAUAUAAAUGUUGGCCCUAAAAAUUGUAAAUAUUCUAAUAAGUAAGAAUUAGUUUCAUAGUAUUAUAUAUAGAGAUUGUGUGAUAUUUGGAAGCAGGCAACCCAGGAAUGAAUUGUGCGCAAAAUAUACUUAAAACUUGAGCAAGUUGCUUAAUAUCAUUUUACACAACUACUACACCUCUGCAGGCUGUGCUGUUCGUGGGCUGUAAUUGCAGCUGACAUACUAAGUUGCUCAGCAGCAUAAGUUAGGUUUACUGGAGCAACAAGAAUAAAACGGCCAUAUGGCCAUUUAUGUCUCUAAACCUUACUACAUGCAGCCUUAGGUUUAUGUGGCUUCUGGAAAGAAGUGGACUGACUUUGCACUCUUAGGUAAGUACCCAUAUGGCUACCUAAGCUUUUGUACAGAAUGAUUUAGCAGCUGUGGUACUAUUGUAGUGUGUAAACUUGCCAUUUUGUGCCUUGUUCUACAUCACUGUCUGCUGUAGGACUGUAUAGAAGAGACUCACCUAAAAGCUGAUGCACCUUAUUAGAGCUAAUGAAUAAAAAGAUUGCAAAACAGUACUUCAUACCCAAGUGCACUAGAGGUAUAUGUUUUGUAAUAUUUUCCACCUUGAGGGCUUCCUUGUGAUAGUCUUUUAAGUGCCAGGUAAUGAAGCAGAUUACAGCAAAGAAAUAUUACAUUAUGGGUUUGCCCUGUAACAGGGUGACAUUAAUUUUAGGAGUUGACCUCUUUAAAUCACUGCCUCUGCCAAGCUGCUGUUGUGCUGUGGGCUUCUUUUGUUUCUACCAGCUUCAGAUAAUCUCAGGAGUAUGUAGAGCAGCUGAAAAACGUGGAGAUGCUUUUGAGAAGGGUAGCCAUGUUAAGACAACAGGGAAUUUUAAUUACUUGUCCUGCUGGAAGUAAGACCCAGUGUGUGCUUGCAUAUUUUUCACUUUUAAAAUGAGAAUGUGUAGGAUAUUUCUGAGGUCAAGUUACCCAACAGAAACGAGGAUCUCCAUAACUGCACAAGCUCCUGACCGUUGAGAGAAGUAAGGCAGUUAAUCUUUUUGGAAAACUGGCUUUGGCAUUGUGCAGUAUGAUGGUUAAAAUUUGAGUACCGUGGGAUUUUGCAUCUUUUGAUGGAAAUUAGUGUCCACUAUACUGAAUAUUUUUGUGAAGAAAUGGAAAAAAAUGAAUAAAUGUAAGUUACAGUCUGUGUCUCUUUUUU